AUGAUUUAUCAUGUGUACAUGCACAACUCCAAUGACAUUCCUUAUGCGUUACAAGGAUUCAAUGCCCAUGAGCAACAAAUUUUGGAAAGCAACCUGCAAACCAUUGAACGGCUUACUAGCGACUGCGUCCGAUUUAGGGAACGCAGAUCUGAGCAGGAAUUCAUUAAAAUUCAGCGUUCCACCGGAUUUCCAGCAAUUUGUCAAGCGGGAAUCGGCCGCCAUGCCGGCCGUCCAACCCCAGUCAGACUGCAUUCGCAGUGUUUAACACCCGGCAUCAUACAGCACGAAAUCCUGCAUGCAUUGGGAUUCCUGCAUGAGCACAGCCGCCCGGAUCGGGAUGAGUACAUCAGUAUAGUGGCCGGUAAUAUGCGGUCGGAGAUUAGAGAGAGCGACUACCAGAAAAUGCCGAAAAUGGCCACGUUUGGCCUGCCCUACGAUACGGAGUCCAUCAUGCACUACGGCAACGAAGUGUCCAGAAGUCCCGACAAACCAGCCAUCGUUUCGAAGAGAACCCCGCCGCCCCGCUGGAUGGGACAAGAUCAUGGUCUGAGUCCGCUGGAUAUGGCCAAGAUUAGGGCUGCGUACAAUUGCUCCCGAAUGGCGGAUGUCUCACGAGUGACGAAUCAGGACGCUUCAGCUUGCUCUACUUGUGCCAUAGAUGCUGACCAUGAGGAAAGCGAAGACUUUGCCGUUGCCGAACGAGAUCUCUCGUUCGUAUUUCCCGUGCCCAGCAUGGAGGCAAUACCGUUUACAGACGAGCAGUGUGAACGGCAAUUUUCCGCAGUCUGUAACAGCAGCUGGCUGCACAACAAGAUUGGAUCGGACCAUCGCUGCGAUCCUCAACUUCCCUAUUACGCUGUGGAGUGCCACACGGCGACUGCCCCGACAACCGCUCUCCUGGCCACGUUCCGCCGCAUGGCACUGCCGCCGGCGCGAAUGAUUGAGCUGCUGCUGCAUGACUCUCUCCUUCUGCGCGGUGAAACGCUGCAACCGAUCCGCUUGCAGGUGAUGAGGUUGGUUGUAGACGAUUGUCAUGCUCCCCGCAUGACGGGGAAACUACACGGAAUGUCGCUCAGCAAUAUGUUGACCUUCGAAGUCAGGCAUUGCUCCCGCGGCCUGGUCAUACGCCGACAGGACUUCAAUACAUCGCACAAGUUGCGCAUAAUUGCAUUUCUGAAUUGUGUGAUACAGUCGGUGGAGGCGGAUAGUUUCUUCUAUUUGCUCGAUCUGCGUGUAUUAACCCUGGAACGGGACACAUCACCGGCGGAGGUCAAGAAGCAGCGUUGUCACCCGCGUUUCGCCUGGUAUCGGCAGUGGCUAUCCAGACAUUCCUAUCUGAUCAAGGACCGCGAACGGGGUGGUCUUUACAAGAUGAAACCUGACGCUUUCCAUGGACUGUGGAGUCCACAAUUUACGCAAACGUCCCUAUUCAGGCAGGAUGUCAGAUGCGACUGACGAUGUUUAAAACACCAUAUCGCACGAAAGAUGAUGUGGUAGCACUGUAACGAAGUGUAUUGUGAUUGUGCUAGAGUGAUAUACUCCUGAUUUUGUGUUUUAAAUUGGCGCACCGCGGACCGACUAGCCGAUCUCGUAAUAAUAACACCGAUUACAAAGGAGGAAAAAGAGUUCACGAAAGAAAACAUUUCUAGGAUUUAUGAAUUACAGAGACUUGUAAGAAUCGUCGCUAAUUCGAUAAAGACC
This is a messenger RNA of Paramacrobiotus metropolitanus, 1701 nucleotides long. Its product is annotated as astacin-like metalloendopeptidase. The transcript is spliced from 5 exons. Bases 1 to 1455 code for a protein of 484 amino acids. Gene Ontology annotation, molecular function: zinc ion binding; metalloendopeptidase activity. The record is from RefSeq and is a predicted model, not a curated record. Gene Ontology annotation, biological process: proteolysis. NCBI's taxonomy places the organism in Eukaryota, Metazoa, Tardigrada, Eutardigrada, Parachela, Macrobiotidae.